Messenger RNA from Pungitius pungitius (ninespine stickleback), 3103 nucleotides. It is a transcript of the gene pals2b, whose product is annotated as protein associated with LIN7 2, MAGUK p55 family member b. The coding region runs from base 257 to 2002 and encodes 581 amino acids. Gene Ontology annotation, molecular function: protein binding. The record is from RefSeq and is a predicted model, not a curated record. NCBI's taxonomy places the organism in Eukaryota, Metazoa, Chordata, Actinopteri, Perciformes, Gasterosteidae. Gene Ontology annotation, cellular component: plasma membrane; cell-cell junction. The transcript is spliced from 13 exons.
UUUGAUUGGCGUCGUGUUCUCUGGUAGUCUGCCGCGGGACCAGGACAGACAGCUGAGAGGGGGGGGGGGACUGAAUGUCCAACCGGGACAUGUCGGUGGACUACCGCGACCUCGCAACGCACGAUUAACAGUGGGUCAGCAGUGCCAGAGAAGACGAUUGGAGGACAGAAGACGUAGUUGCAGAACUGCUGGUGAUUUACGAGCGGUUUGCCUUAGCAUACUUGUGGCGGCAGAGAGGAAGAAGGAAGUCUUGGCCAUGGUCACGGCAAUGGAGGACGCCUGUCCCAAUGGGGUACGGGAGGAGGAGGAGGAGAAGGAGGAGGUGACGCCCCCGGGACAGCUCGGCGUGGAGGGGCCCGCGGCAGUGCAGUCCGCCCAGGAAGCAGAUACGUCCGGAGGCAUGCAGCAGGUGUUGGAUAACCUGGGCGAGCUCCCCACCUCCACGGGAGCCAAGGACAUCGACCUGCUCUUCCUGCGCGGCAUCAUGGAAAGUCCCACGGCUCACGAACAGCCGGAGGAAGUGAAGCUGGAGGCGGUGCAGGACAACAACGUGGAGCUGGUGACGGAUAUCCUGGGCGACAUCAACAAUCUCCAGGUGAAAGACGACAGCGCGGCCGAACUGUCAAGGAUCCUCAAGGAGCCUCACUUCCAGUCUCUUUUGGAGGCACAUGACAUGGUGGCUUCUAAGUGCUACGAAGUCCCGCCCCCGACCGAGCCCACCAAUGACGCGGCAGUGAACAGCGCUCUGAUGCAGGCGGAUGCCGUGCGCAUGAUUGGCAUCCGAAAGAAGGCCGGGGAGCCGCUGGGCGUGACAUUCCGCGUGGAGAAGGACGACCUCGUCAUCGCUAGGAUCCUGCACGGCGCCAUGAUUGACAGACAGGGUCUGCUCCACGUGGGCGACAUCAUAAAGGAGGUGAACGGGAAGGACGUCGGCAACAACCCCACCGAGCUGCAGGAGAUGCUCAAGGACUGCAGCGGGGGGAUCACACUGAAAAUACUCCCGAGCUACCGAGACGCUCCCGCCCCCCCGCAGGUGUAUGUGCGCCCGUACUUUGACUACGACCCGGCAAAUGACAGCCUGAUCCCUUGCCGGGAGGCGGGGAUGGCCUUCAAGAAAGGCGACAUCCUUCAGAUUGUCAACCGAGAGGAUCCCAACUGGUGGCAGGCGUGCCAUGUGGUCGCCGGGGCAACCGGACUGAUACCCAGUCAGUUCUUGGAGGAGAAAAGGAAAGCGUUUGUCCCCCGAGACUUUGAUGGAUCAGGAAUCCUUUGUGGGACCAUAGCUGGGAAGAAGAAGAAGAAGAUGAUGUACCUGACAGCCAAGAAUGCCGAGUUUGACAGACACGAGCUGCAGAUCUACGAGGAAGUGGCCAAGGUGCCGGCCUUCCAGAGGAAGACGCUGGUUCUGAUUGGUGCUCAGGGCGUGGGGCGGCGCAGCCUGAAGAAUCGGCUGAUUGUCCUGCAGCCCACGUGCUUCGGCACCACCAUGCCCUACACUUCGCGGCGGCCCCGUGACGACGAGCUGGACGGAAACUCCUACCACUUCACCUCGAGGACGGAGAUGGAGGCGGACGUGAAGGCCGGCCGCUUCCUGGAGCACGGCGAGUACGACGGCAACCUGUACGGCACGAAGAUCGAGUCCAUCCACGAGGUGGUGGGCACGGGACGCACCUGCAUCCUGGAUGUCAACCCGCAGGCUCUGAAAGUACUGAAAACAGCCGAGUUCAUGCCGUACGUGGUGUUCAUCGCGGCGCCAGAUUUUGACACCCUGAAGGCCAUGCACAAAGCCGUGGUGGACGCCGGAAUCACCACCAAGCAACUCACGGACGUGGACCUGAGGAAGACGGUGGAUGAGAGCGCUCGGAUCCAAAGGGCUUACAGCCACUACUUUGACCUGACCAUCGUCAACGACAACCUGGACAAGGCCUUCGAGACGUUACACGCCGGCGUGGACAAACUGUGCAGUGAACCCCAGUGGGUCCCGGUGAACUGGGUGUACUGAGGCCCGCCGAGGAGGAAGAGUCUGCAAAAUAACAUAAGUAGUAAAAGAAAAAAAAAGAAAAGAAAUCCUGUUGCUCUUUCUCCUCUUGCACGGCGUGCAACUUUUUUUCUACUCAAAACUCAAAGGGAAAGAGUGCUUAUUUAUUUUAUAACUUUUUACGAAAGAUCUUUCUAUUCAAUGUGGAAUUCCAUUGAGAACGAGACAAAGAAAUCUGGUCACGUACUCGGGCCAUAUUUUUGCAUUAAUUUAUUGUCGUAGUUGCGUUUCUUGUUUCGUAGUCGUUUCCCUUGAUUUUAAUUUGUCCGUCUGUGUUUGGUGGACGACGUCCAAAAUGAAGACAAGAGAAGGGGCCGGAGGAGAAGACCUUUGAACCCCGAGUCAGUGUCACACGCCUGAGCGACCCGUCUAGCCGGUUUCAUCUUCACGUCCAAACUACUUAAUCCUUUAGUGUCUUUGUGUAGCCGACCCCAAAAAGCUCCUUCGCCUGUGUCGUCCACAGGAUCAACGCCCGUAUGCGCACAACUACUCUAGUAUGUAAAAGAAGAAAAAACCCCGUCUUCUCUAAUAGAUCAAACAACGCUAAUUCUGUCUAGCUUUUUCAUUUUCUUAGUAGUUUUUCAUCAGUGUGGUGAUUUAUACGUGUAGUGUAGCGUUUUGUCACACUUGAUCCAUUGAUUGAUUUUUAAAUACCCUGUCUGAAGUAUGAUCAUCUACAUUGUCUCCCCCCCCCCCCUCUCAUCUCUACUCUCUACAUGAGCCAAUUUGUUAAUGUUUUACAUAUAUACAUAUGUGUGUAUAUAUGAAUGUGGCACAAAUAAAGCCCCUCCUUAUUGUCCUUCGCUUACAUGUUGCAGUAUGCCAAAGCCCAUCCUACUCCAAAUAAAGUUUAAAAUUCACCCCUUGUUGAAAGUGAUUGGUGAUUUUAACUGCAGGGCGACGUAAACGUGGGAGAAACGUAUAGACUUUGGAUGGGAAAUACAUGUCAAGAGGUAAAAGUAACACUACUGUAUUGUUUUAAAAUGUUUUUCCUUUUCAAAACAAGUAAAAAUACUAUUGUCUCGAAAGCACAAACACCUAAUAAAUGACCACGUAUGAAGAUUC